Messenger RNA from Thyridium curvatum, 1458 nucleotides. RefSeq lists its product as uncharacterized. NCBI's taxonomy places the organism in Eukaryota, Fungi, Ascomycota, Sordariomycetes, Thyridiales, Thyridiaceae. The record is from RefSeq and is a predicted model, not a curated record. Bases 1 to 1458 code for a protein of 485 amino acids. The transcript has a single exon.
AUGGCCCACUGUCUCCAGAGACUGGCCUGGGCCAUGGUGGGUGUUCCUCCCAAGCAAGCCCUCGCACCAUCGGCGGCGCUUCCUGAGCGAAAUGUCCCACCCAUCGUCGUCGAGCCGCCGGGCUCCCCCGCUCCGCGACGGUCCGUCACUGCCGAUGAACGCUUCAGGAAAUGCCUCUCCAACGCCUCGACGCUCACCAACACGCCCGCCGGUCCCUCCCCAAUUAUCCGACCCUCCGAGCCCGAAACGCACAAUGCUACGCCUCCCCUCCCUCCGCUGCCCGAACCGACUCCCCCUACUCCCACCACCAGGACCAGGACCAAAGCCCUCGACGUCCUCAUAUCCAACCCAGUCCUCUACCUCUCUAUCCUCGCCAUCCCCAUGAUCGGGCUGCCCAUAGCCGUGACGACAGGCAACACCGCGCCGAUCGACACGAUUGUCCUUUUCCUCCUCUGGACAACCUUCCUCGCCACCCAGCGCAAAUCCCGCUCCACACCAGUCCUCGCGUCCCAACCCCGCUGGCGCACCUUCCUCUCAGCGGCGCUCAACGCCGUCCUCUGGACCGCCCUGGGCAUGAUAGCCUACUGCGCCCUGAAAUCCGCCCUCAGCCACCACCCCUCCGCCUCGCUGAUAGACACCCUCACGUCCCUCUCCACCGGCACAACCCUGUCAGACCUCAUCAUCGGCAGCGGCACCCGUCCCAGCAUGGGCGCAGGCGACGUCGCCGUGUCGAUCCUCGACGCGGGCAUCGUCUCCUGGGGCCUCAAGCUCUUCGAGUGCCGCGCGCAGCUGACUUCCCCCUCGGGCGUCACGACCGUCGUCACCGCCUUGGCCGCCGCGGCGCUCAACGUCGUGUGCGGGCCGCUGCUGGCGCGCGCGCUGGGCCUCCGCCUGCCGGGCUGGUGCCUCGCGUUCGCGGCGCGCAGCGUGACGCUCGCGCUCGCGGGCCCGGCGAUGGGCAGCCUCGGCGGGGACGUGGGCGUCAACGCGGCCAUGGUCGUGUUCAGCGGGAUCGUGUUCCAGGUCGGGCUGGGCCUCGGCGUGGGCGGCUGGCUGCGCGGGGUGUUUGCGGCGACGACGCGAGCGUGGGCGACCGGCCGUGGCAGUGACGGCGGCGGCGGCGGCGGCCGGAAGGACCGGGACGUGGAGAAGGGGGCUGCUGUGCGACUCCCCACUGCUGCCACUGCUGGUGGUGACGACGGCAGGCUGAGGGAUGAUGAACACCAAGAAGAUGAAGAGGAAGAAGAAGAGGAAGAUGCCGACAGUCCGCUGACCGUGGCGACGGGCGUCAUGGUCGGCGUCAACGGCGCGGCGAUGGGCACGGCGCACCUGUAUGACGCGGACAGCCGGGCUGCGCCCUACGCCGCGCUGUCGAUGACUGUCUUUGGGGUCAUGACUGUCGUGAUGACUUCGUCUGACCGCUUGGUGCACUGGCUCGUGGCGCAGGUCGCCUCAUAA